This is a messenger RNA of Leguminivora glycinivorella, 2221 nucleotides long. Its product is annotated as transmembrane protein 186. Gene Ontology annotation, cellular component: mitochondrion. The record is from RefSeq and is a predicted model, not a curated record. The transcript is spliced from 2 exons. Bases 86 to 685 code for a protein of 199 amino acids. Lineage: Eukaryota; Metazoa; Arthropoda; Insecta; Lepidoptera; Tortricidae.
CCUCCCUUACCGUGACAGUGACAGCUGAUAUGUAUUAUUUUUUAGGUUAAGGAUCUUAUGUAAAUAUAAUUAAAAUUAAUUCAAAAUGCGUAUUGCUACUUGUUUCGUAAAUAACGUAUUUUUGAAUAAUUCUACAUGGACCGUGAUCAGGAAUUCUAUCCGCAAUACAUGGCUAACCAGGACUUGUUCCUCGAAAGCCAGCUACGACCAAGAUCGCUCACAAAAAUUUGAAACCGUUUUUUCAUUUCCUUUUGUUCGACACAUAGCUACAUUGAAUCGGAUGAAAUUGUAUCAUAUAAUGGGCACUUCUUUAGCCGUACCAGGCUGUGGCUUAUUAGAGACACUUAGUGUUCUUCCUGAAUAUUCUUUUGUUGCAGCUUCAUACAUAGGUGUUACUGGUGCAAUCCUGUUUUCCUUGGCUAGUUUACCACUAAAUAAUGCAAUUGGAUUUCUCUACAUCAGUGAAGAUAAUAAACAAAUAAAAAUAUCAUCAGUAGAUUUCUGGGGCCGAAGACGAGAUCGAAUUGUGUCUGCAAAUGAAUGGACACCACUUCUUGACAUGAAACCCAAAACAAUGGAUGCAAUUUAUCUGUCACCUGAACUAACUGAUGGUACAAAGUAUAAGCUGUUUAUUAAAUUUGGAAAAGUCCUUAAUUCAAUAAAAAUGGGACAAGUUAUAGAAUAAGCUUAGAUUAAACCAUGGUAGUAAUAAAAAAAUUUUUUGUAAAAUACUAAUUUAUUUCAUUAAUUAUCUAUUCAAUUCAAUCUAUACCAUACAUAAUACAAUAGUCAUGAGACCCAAAACAAAUACAUUUGAAAUAUUGUUUAAGUAGAUUAGUGAAGUAUUAUUGCAGUUAAUAAUUGAAGUGUUUUGCUGCCAUAAAUUAAUGCUUAGAAAUGAAUUACAUACCCUCACUCAUUUUCAUUAUUAUUAUCGGUCUGUAUAUACAAAUUUAUAAAAUUACCUACAUAUUGUAUGCCCUAAGUCUAAAACCAGUAUUUCAUUAGCCAAAGAAACUAAUUUCAAGCAAUUCACACACACAGAUACAACUUUUUACAUCCAUAUUAAGGUAUUAACCAGGUUCUCAAAGGAGAAGAAGAAGAAGAAGGUUCUCAAAGAAGCCGAGUCUGUACUACUGUUCUGUAAGUUCAUGAUCAAGCUAACUGUUAACAACUGACCCUCUAGCACAACUUGCCUUGUCGCGCGCGAGUCCAUACAUCAAGCGCGACUUCAAGAAUGGACUCGCGCGCGACAAGGCAAGGUGUGCUAGAGGGGUCUGAUGGUGAUUCAAAACUUUAAUAUUAUAAAAUGAUUUACUAUAUAAAAGUACAUACACAAGACAGCAUAGAUAAUAAAUAUUUACAUGCCAUUUGCUUUGAUAAAAGAUAUAAUAAAGUGGAGAACCUGGAGUGCAAACAAAUGGUUACAGAACCAUACUAAAUGUUAUUGAAAACAUGUCUGUGAACUUCAUGGUAAAGAUUACAUAUUUAAGUUAAGAAUUUUUACUACUUGAACUAACAUAAUUAGAAUUAUCCCAUUCUGAAGAACAUUUUCCAUUUUGUAUGAUAGAUAUUUCAUGACUAAUAAUGUUUUCUAUAUAAAAUGGAAAAUGAUUCAAAGAACAGCACAACAUAAUUAUUAAUAUACUAUAGAUCUUUCCGCUCACAUAGAAAGAUAAUCAAUGAAAUGCAAAUUUGCCCAUAGCAAGGACAACUCAAAUAUAUGGCUAUGAAAGGUAAGCCAGUCAUUGAAAAUCAAUGACAUAAUAUAAAUUGGUGACUAAAAAGUGAUCCACUCAGACUGCAAAAUUGUUACAAACGUGUAUGGCUACUAACAGACGUGAAGGAGUAAGUUUGCAAGUGAGAUACUGUAAACAAUUAAGUGGGUGGGUCACAAGCGGGAUCAACCAAUGUAUAGGUCUUAUUACAUUUACUGUCAGCAAUGUUGAAUGUGCAUGUUCUUAUGAUGUCAUUUAGAGUCAGAUUUCUAGGUAAAGCAAUUUCUCUCUUUAGCUCUGUCUUAAUUUGAGGCUGCAUCAAUCGGGUUUUAUAGACAACUGCCAGAAGUAUAUGUGUGGCUGUUUACCCUCUAUAAAUAAUCUAGUUCUUGCAAACUGCACAUACUCAGACAGAUAAUAAGUUUGACUCUCAGCCCGGACUGUACUGAUCUGAAUGUCUUAGUCUAGCCAGGCCUGUGCAGGCUGGUCGGUGGUGAAGGGAC